This is a messenger RNA of Colletotrichum destructivum, 4068 nucleotides long. RefSeq names its product Putative serine/threonine-protein kinase, active. The coding region runs from base 1193 to 3313 and encodes 706 amino acids. The record is from RefSeq and is a predicted model, not a curated record. Lineage: Eukaryota; Fungi; Ascomycota; Sordariomycetes; Glomerellales; Glomerellaceae. The transcript is spliced from 7 exons. Gene Ontology annotation, cellular component: nucleus. Gene Ontology annotation, molecular function: ATP binding; protein serine/threonine kinase activity. Gene Ontology annotation, biological process: protein phosphorylation; regulation of RNA splicing.
GAGAUACCUCAAUUCAAGUGCGCAGCAGGCAGUGUAUCAACGUACCCAUCAUGUUGUGAGCUCUAAUGUCUCUUGAAAGUUGACCUAGCCGUUUUCUCCGCCCCUUCAAUGUUCAUUCAUCCUGACUUCCAUUUCCGCUUUCCAGACGCGCACUCACCGGCACCACCAGCACCAAGACCACGACACACAACCUAUUCUUCUUCGCCCAUGCCCACCACGCCAACGCCCGCCCUCCUCCCCUUGUGCUCGUCCGUUCGCCCAGUUUCUCCACAAUUGGUCUCCUCCUCCUCCUCCUCCUCCUCCUCCUCCUCCUCCUCCCCCCCACGGACGAAAACAAGUGCAUCGGCUGGCCAUCCCUCGGAACCUCGUCACUUUUCGACCACAACGUCCACCACUGACUGACUGCGGCGACUUGUUUUUAUCUCGGUUCCCAGCUUGUUUCUCCGUCCCUCCUUCCCUUUCUCCCUUCCCUCCCGUCAUUUGUGCUUUUGGUCGGAAAAAUCAACAACAGACACCAAACCUUGCCAGCAGCUUCCUCAUCUUCAAUGUAGGAAGACGCUUUCCAACACGAGACAUACCGUCAUCAGCCGAAUCCCCCCCCGACUCCACCAACCGCCACUGCACCAUAAACUCACUGUACCUUCUGCACCCGCACCGUACGAGCCACUUUGUGCACGACUCGGGAACACAAGCCCGAGGACCCUUGGAGUCCUUGUUGUCAAGCCUAUUAGCGAUACCCCGACGCCAAAAGACACUGCACCGCGCUGUUUUUGCCCAUUAAUCUGCGGCCCAGUCCUAUGCACACUUAGAGACACACGGCCACCACACCACAGAAACCACAGGGCACAUUCUUCGCUGGGUGGUCACUGAACAUUGCACUUACUACGCUUUGAGGUGCACCCUUCUUCCCUUAUCCUUAACCAUCCCCCUCCCCCAAGUUUAAAAAAAAAAAAAAAAAACACCUGGGACCAAUUCCGAAUCCACUGUUUGGACUUGAAAGCCCCCCAAAAAAGGACCAGCGGGCACGUACCCAGCUGCACCAGCACGCCGGCAAAGAGGAAGAAGGACUGCGAAACCACCUUCCUCCCGCUUUCCCUCAACCGUCGAACCUUCCUUCCCUCGCCCUCGUCCUCCGCCCUCUCCUCAACACCAAACGUGAUUCUCACGAGCCCGGUAACGCACGAGGAGAAUCAUGUCGACCCCGACAACGGCCACUGCGACACUGCCUCCUCACUCGCAUUAUCAUCAUCCCCAUUACCCCUACAACCAUCAGCCGUACCAGGCCUCUACUGCUACGGGCUCCUCAUACCGUCAGCCCGCAAACCCAAUCCUCUCCACUUCCUCCUCGACGGCGACGGCGACGGCGAGACUGCCUUCCUCGUACGCCAACUCGUCGAGCAUCGCGUAUUCUACCACUUCUACUGCCAGUCACGCUGGUCCAAAUGGCCUAGGCCCUCUAGCCUCGUCAGCCACUUCGAGGACCAUUCACGACUUUUCGAGUCCCGACGCGAACUACUCCGUUAACGCAAUGCCUACCAACUCACAAUCUCAGUCUUCCCAGUCAGGUCGCAAGCGACGCCGCUCAAAGGAGCCCGACUGGAACAAGUUCUACAAAAACGGCCUCCCCAAGGAAAUCAUCGUCAUCGAUGAUACCCCCGAGCCAGAGCAGGGCAAGGUUGUCGGCAAUGGCGUAAGGGUCGUGUCCAACGGCAACGGCAACGCCAUCGCCACCAACGGUGCCAGCAGUCGUCCUAUUCCCAAGAAGCGGAAACGAGACGACGAGCCUCAACCGUACGACCCUGUCUACCACAACAGCAAGUACGCCGCCUCCCACACAACCACUCCUCAUCACAACGGGACCCCCAGCGGCUCUACCAUUUCAACCGAUCGUACGACGAACUCGGCCAUCCAUACCACGGCUGCCACCUCACUGUCCUCGAACGGCCAGGAGUAUUACGAUGUGCAGCCCGGCCAAAAGAGGAAGAGGACUCGUCAGCAGAUCGCUCAAGAGGCGAAGAAGAGAGAGGUCGAAGGCCUUGGCGAUCCCUUCGUCAGCUACAAGCCGCCUCCCUAUCCUCCCAAGAAAGCCUCCGACGUGCACGUUCGUGUAGUUCAGGAUGCCGGCUACAACAAAAACGCUAAAGUCGACGAUGACGAUGGACACUACAUUGUCGUCCCCGAUGCAGACUUGACGAAAGAGUAUCAAAUGGUCAAACUUCUCGGACAGGGUACCUUUGGCAAGGUCGUCCAGGCUCGAGACCGAAGGAGGAACAAGUCGGUUGCGAUCAAGAUCAUCCGAUCGGUGCAAAAGUACCGAGAUGCAUCCCGAAUCGAGCUCCGAGUCCUGGCCACGCUUAAGGAGAACGACAGUGAGAACCGCAAUCGUUGCAUUCACCUGCGGGACUGUUUCGACUACCGCGGCCACAUCUGCAUCGUCAUGGACCUUCUCGGACAGAGCGUCUUCGAUUUUCUGAAAAGCAACAGCUUUGUGCCUUUCCCCAACAGUCAAAUCCAGAGUUUUGCCCGCCAGCUCUUCACCAGUGUCGCCUUUCUGCACGACCUCAAUCUCAUUCACACUGAUUUGAAGCCCGAAAACAUCCUUCUGUGCGACAGCGCAUACCAAACUUUUACGUACAAUCGAAAGAUACCCUCCUCGUCUACGACCGUGAACCGUCAGGCGAACCAGCGCCGAGUCCUACUGGACACUGAAAUUCGUCUCAUCGAUUUUGGCUCCGCCACUUUCCAGGAUGAAUACCACAGCUCCGUCGUAUCUACUCGCCAUUACAGGGCACCCGAGAUCAUCCUGGGCCUCGGGUGGUCUUUCCCCUGCGAUAUCUGGAGCAUAGGGUGCAUUCUGGUCGAAUUCUUCACCGGUGAUGCCCUCUUCCAAACUCACGACAAUCUGGAACAUCUUGCCAUGAUGGAGAUGGUCGUCGGUCAGAGGAUAGACUCUGGCCUUGUCCAAGCCGUCAACAAAAUGGCCACUCGGAGCGGCGGAAACCCAGCCUCCAAGUACUUCAAAAGGCUCAAGCUUGACUACCCCACGCCGGAGACGACGCGGGCUUCUAAGAGAUUCGUCAAGGCGAUGAGGCGACUAGAGGACAUUAUCCCUUCAAACACUACCUACUUCAAGAACUUCUUGGAUCUUCUCCGGAAGAUCUUUGUCUACGAUCCCCAGCACCGCAUCACCGCGAAGCAGGCGUUGCAGCACCCUUGGUUCAAGGAACCCGCGACACCGGACGAUGGGACCGAGGCCGCCAAGAUUCGCUUGGAACGAUUGAGACAGGAGCAAGAUCAUCGGCAUCACGCAUGAUUCUAGCAACUUGGCUGUCUCCAACCCUUACGUCUAUAACGAACAAAGUCGAGCAUGAUAUGGGAGUUGGGCCGUUUGAUAUCAGGUCUGUACGAUGGGGAGAUGGGUAUGGAAGGGCAUGGCGCUCGUGCGACUUGAUUUUUCUGGCAUGCACCUCGUCAGAGGCUAGCCUCAAUCUGCCUCUUAAUAGCAGGCUUGAUUGGACGCGGGUUUUUUCUUUGGGUUGUGUUUUAUGGGAUGGUUCCAGGUCAAACUUGCAGCAACACGGAGGAGUAGCAUGGACGAUCGAGCCACGCCCAGGGCAGCGUUGCUAGUAAAAUGAUGUCUCGGUGAGAGGGACGUCGCGCCUUUUCGCCAGGCCCAAUAGAGCGAUUUCUCUAGACUACCGCGAGCGUAUCUGGGCUCGUCGGCAACUCCUUCAGCUCUACCUGGAGUGACCCCCUGAUGGAUGACUUGGACUGGGAAAAAAAAGCCCAACAACUCGAACUCGCAGUUGUCGUUGGACGAUUCGGGGCAAGAUGAUGGGCCUAGCUUGUUCAGCUCCAACUGCCUGGAUCGUUCUCGGGCGUGCUCUUCCCCGGCGAUUCAGGAGUCAACCUGAGUCGCCCGCCUGAUCAAGUGCGAGGCCGGCACUUCCGUUCGCUCCCGAGAUGAAGAGAAUGGAAGCAUCGUUUUCAUCGAGAUUCUAGCCUUACCUUAGCCAAGCCGCAGGUCAUGAAUGAGGCAAUUAGGCAGGCAAUCUCGGGGCGAAACAA